This is a messenger RNA of Daldinia loculata, 501 nucleotides long. RefSeq lists its product as uncharacterized. The coding region runs from base 164 to 421 and encodes 85 amino acids. The transcript is spliced from 3 exons. The record is from RefSeq and is a predicted model, not a curated record. Lineage: Eukaryota; Fungi; Ascomycota; Sordariomycetes; Xylariales; Hypoxylaceae.
GAAAUCGAUCCAUCCCUGCGAUUAUACUCUACAUCCCUGCUAUCGCAACUUUUUGUCAUUUGACUUCUCAGCUGCUCCUUAUCUCAUCUACACACAAAAAGACCGCGUUUGUCGUGUAACCAUAUUAUAUUUCCUUUUUUUUCUUUUCUUCUUUCCGUCUUCGAUGUAUGUAACGACAAGUUGGCAUUGUCUAUUGUUCAUGGAAUGGUUUUUGGAACUAUCUAUUUUAACCUUGCUUUGUCCUCGCUCGUCUUAUGGUUAUGCGCUUUGCGCUUUUCUCCACUCCCGACAUUUGCGCCCAUACAUAGUAUGUCGAAAGUUUGAUGGAAGCUGGCGCCUACAGAAACUCAUAUAUACCAUACACACACCCGGCGCUAUAUCUGUACCUUUGGAGCGGUUCUUUUUCUACUCAACACGCUAAUCAGUCACCCCACCUCUUCCACGUCCUGACGACGCAAGCUACCUAAUGUAUGUGAGAGGAUGACUAGCAAUUUUGUCUGC